This is a messenger RNA of Paramisgurnus dabryanus, 7317 nucleotides long. Lineage: Eukaryota; Metazoa; Chordata; Actinopteri; Cypriniformes; Cobitidae. The record is from RefSeq and is a predicted model, not a curated record.
AAAAUCCACAUAGAUAGAUGAAUGCAGGUGAGAGAUGACACAGCUGCACGCGCUGAGCGCAAAAGCUGCUGAGAUUUAAACGCGCGCGCACAGUCACGACUGACAGACACUUUAAAGACUGACACAUGCGACAAACGCGCAACUUUAUUCAAUAAACUUCAUCUGUGGAGCAUCGCAACAAUGAAAAAACUCAGUCCAUUCAAUAAUUUUUCCCAUUUGAUAUCAAAGUCGUGUGAUAAUGGUGAGGAAGUUUGUAUGGACGACUGUGGACCUGUGUGUCACUGCGGCCCGGAACCUUGCGCUUGUCCUUUCACACAAAAAACUCAAGAUGGAUUUAAGGAGAAUAAGGAGAAUAGAGGUCCAUGUGAGGCCUGGACACCUCAGCAACAUGCUUUUGAUAAUCUUGCUUAUGAACAAGGGGGUCCCAACGAAUUGAAGCCCAGUUUGGGACACCUUUCCCGUAUCACUCUUCACAUCACAGGGCUGACCUCUGACCCUAGCUCUAUCCAGGCUCUUUAUGCAAAGAUCUCACGUCUCAAUGGCGUAAAAGCUGUAUCAAUACAGUCUGAAGACCUUUGCAUCGUCAACUUCAACCCGUCUGAUAUUACCUCUAGGAAAAUUCUCCAAGAGGUCCAUAUGUUGGGGUAUGGAGUGCGGGAAGUGGCGACCCGACCUGUGGAGAUGGUGGACAAGGAAAGUGAGGUGAGGAUGAAUGUACAGGGAAUGACCUGUCAAUCAUGUGUCAGAUCUAUUGAAGCACGGAUUGGAAAUCUUCAAGGUGUUAUUGGCGUCAAGGUGUCUUUAAGUGAUAAAGAAGUUUCUGUGAGGUUUAACCCUGUAGAGUUGACAUCUGAGAUUUUGAAGGAAAACAUUGAGGACAUGGGGUUCGAUGCCACAAUUCUACACGGUUCUAGUCAACUACAGCCUUCAGGAACAGGGACCUGCGCUGCUCGGAUCUCGGAUUGGUCUGAGGUGACACUGGGUGUCAAAGGGAUGCAUUGUGGAUCAUGUGUUAAGAACAUAACUGCGACUUUGUCGGGAAUGUUAGGAGUCAACUCUGUAUUUGUGUCAUUGGAAAAGGGAAGCGUGGAUCUUAGAUUUGACCCAUCUCUGCUAACUCUGGAUACCGUUAAAGGCUUAUUGGAGGAAAUACCACCUGGAAAUUUUAGGGUUUCUAUUCCUGGUUGGAGUUGUGAAUCCAGGUCCAAUUUCUCGGUUAGUGUCCAAACACAAAGUGUCGUCGUUGGAAUAGGAGGAAUGACAUGCAGCUCUUGUGUUCAGGCCAUUGAGGGAAGGAUGUCGAAGAUAGCUGGGGUACAUUCCAUAAAAGUUGACUUACAGGAAAAGAAGGGAAUUAUAACAUUUGACCCAAGCGUGACCUGUUCAGAAGACUUACGGGAAGCAAUUGAGGACAUGGGAUUUGAAGCAUGCUUGCAACAAGAUUCAUCAAACAGGCUGAAAUCUUCACAUUUCACCAGCGCAGAAAACCCUGGUUGCUCUGAGGUGAGAGAAACACAUAAAUGUUUUAUCCAUGUGACAGGCAUGACCUGUGCUUCUUGUGUGGGCAACAUCGAAAGAAACCUGUUGAAACAUGAAGGUAUUAAAUCAGUAUUGGUUGCCCUGAUUGCUGGGAAGGCAGAGGUGAGAUAUGAUACGGGAAUUUUGGACCCAUCACGGAUCGCACAGCUUAUCUCUGACCUGGGUUUCGGAGCGUCUGUAAUGGAAGAGAACACAGGCCAGGAUGGGAUCUUGGAUCUUUCUGUCACCGGUAUGACAUGUGCUUCCUGCGUCCAUAACAUCCAAAACAAACUUUUAAGGACAGAGGGAAUUCUGGAAGCCUCCGUUGCCUUGGCAACAAACAAAGCUCAUGUGAAGUUCGACCCAGAUUUAGUAGGCUCUCGAGAUAUCAUCAGAAUCAUUGAGGGUUUGGGUUUUGGAGUGUCUUUGAUAAAAAAUAACGGAUUUGGGAAGGACAACAAGUUGGACCACCAAGAGGAGAUUCGACAGUGGAAGCAUUCGUUUCUGUUCAGCCUUGUGUUUGGGAUUCCAGUUAUGGGUCUGAUGAUCUACAUGAUGGUUAUGGACAGUCAACACAAGGAACACGGUGGCUCCAUGCCUGUGGAUCAAAACAUCCUGCCUGGUCUCUCCAUCAUUAACUUGGCCUUCUUUCUGCUCUGCACACCUGUUCAGUUUCUAGGUGGUCGUUACUUCUACAUACAAGCUUAUCGUUCGCUACGGCACGGCGUUGCCAACAUGGACGUGUUAAUUGUGUUGGCAACCACCAUUGCGUAUGUUUACUCCUGCAUAGUGCUCAUUGUAGCCAUGAUCGAAGAAGCCGAACAAAGCCCCCUCACGUUUUUUGAUACGCCUCCGAUGCUUUUUGUAUUCAUCGCUUUGGGGCGCUGGUUAGAGCAUGUUGCUAAGAGUAAAACUUCUGAAGCUCUGGCAAAGCUCAUGUCUCUCCAAGCUACAGAUGCCACUAUAGUGUCCCUGGGCCCUCACAACACAAUCAUCAGAGAGGAGCAGGUGUCUGUGGAGCUGGUGCAGAGGGGUGACGUGGUAAAGGUGGCACCAGGAGGAAAGUUCCCAGUCGAUGGAAAGGUGAUCGAAGGCACAUCCAUGGCAGAUGAGUCUCUUAUCACUGGUGAGCCAAUGCCAGUGAUUAAGAAAGCAGGCAGCUACGUGAUCGCUGGCUCUAUUAAUGCUCACGGUGCUUUGCUGGUGGAGGCCACGCAUGUGGGUGCAGAGACAACACUUUGCCAAAUAGUUAAACUAGUUGAAGAGGCUCAGACAUCAAAGGCACCAAUUCAGCAGUUAGCCGAUAAACUGAGUGGCUAUUUCGUUCCCUUCAUAGUUGUCAUCUCUGUGCUUACAGUGGUGGCGUGGCUUAUCAUUGGUUUUGUGGACUUUGAUAUAGUGGCAAACUAUUUUCCUGGUUACGACCCCAACAUCUCCAGAACAGAUGUGAUCGUCCGGUUUGCCUUUCAAGCCUCCAUCACUGUCCUGUCCAUCGCGUGUCCCUGUUCUCUGGGUCUAGCGACUCCGACUGCAGUUAUGGUUGGCACUGGCGUGGGCGCCCAGAAUGGCAUUCUUAUAAAGGGAGGAGAACCUCUUGAGAUGGCCCACAAGGUUCGGGCUGUUAUGUUUGAUAAGACAGGCACCAUCACUAAUGGGGUGCCGCAGGUGACUAGAGUGCUGGUGUUGUGGGACCGAGCAAAGCUUCCUCUGCGGAUGGUUCUGGCUGUGGUGGGGACCGCCGAGGCGAGCAGUGAACACCCGUUGGGCAUGUCUGUCACCAAGUAUUGCAAGGAGGAGUUGGGUUCAGAAACCCUAGGCUACUGUCAUGACUUCCAGGCCGUUCCUGGCUGUGGAAUCAGUUGUAAAGUCUCCAACAUCGAGGAUCUGCUGCAGAACAGCCCGAAGACACAUCAUACCCCUAAAGCAAAACACACAGCACAUCUACUCACCCUCCAAGGAGCCACCACAGAUGAGAGCAGCCUGGUGGCAGAUACACAGUCUGGGUCAGACAGCCCCACAUACUCAGUUUUGAUCGGGAACAGACAGUGGAUGAUGAGAAAUGGUUUGGAGGUCACAGCCGAUGUGGAUGAUGCCAUGAGCAGUCAUGAGACUAAAGGACAGACUGCUAUCCUGGUGGCCAUCGAUGGCGUCCUGUGUGCUAUGUUAGCCAUCGCGGAUACAGUGAAGGCAGAGUCGGCUCUGGCUGUUCGUACGUUGAGCAGUAUGGGAAUAGAGGUCUUCAUGAUCACAGGAGACAAUAGACGCACAGCCCGGGCCAUUGCCACACAGGUGGGUAUCAAGAUGGUGUUUGCAGAGGUCUUGCCUUCACAUAAAGUAGCAAAGGUUCAAGAGCUGCAGGAAAGAGGUCUUAAAGUUGCAAUGGUUGGUGACGGGGUUAACGACUCGCCCGCUCUCGCUCAUGCCGAUCUGGGUAUCGCCAUAGGAACAGGCACUGAUGUUGCUAUAGAGGCAGCAGAUAUCGUUUUAAUACGGAAUGAUUUGAUGGACGUUGUGGCCAGCAUCGAGCUGUCUAAAAAGACUGUGCAGAGAAUCAGGAUUAACUUUGUGUUUGCUCUCAUUUACAACCUGUUUGGCAUUCCUAUUGCAGCAGGUGUCUUUAUGCCUGUUGGACUGGUGCUCCAGCCCUGGAUGGGUUCUGCUGCGAUGGCAGCAUCGUCUGUCUCAGUGGUGCUCUCCUCUCUGCUGCUGAGGCUCUACAAGAAGACAUCAGUAGAUGAAUAUGAGUCGAGAGUUCAGGGUCAUAAACUCAGUCUGAAUCCGUCUGAUGUCAGCACCCACGUGGGAAUGGAAACCCAUCGUUGCAGCCCUCUAUCCUUUCACCGGGGCUGGGACAGACGUAGGCGGAGCUAUUCUAGCUCAGACUCCUCCUCUCUUAACACAAACUCCUCCCACCUAACUACAGCACAGUACUCUCAACUAGACCAUAAUGUGUCAAAGCGGAGCUUCGUCGUAUAGAUCUGACCAGGAAUAUACAGUAUGGCCAGGUUAAAUACAACUUUUAGGGUAUGUAUUUCUAUUAAAAUAAAACAUUUUAAUGGUAUUUAAUGGUUAUAACAGGACUGCUAUGGAUAAUUAGGUAGCUUUUUAAUUGAAUCCAAAGAUUUCUGUAGUUUCCCAGUCUUAUAUACCUCAUAGAUGUGCCAUUAAAGGGAUCGUUCACAUUUACUCACCCUCAUGUUGUUUGAAACCUGUAGAAAUAAUUUGUAUAGAUAUUUGUAAUCAUGCAGGAAGCAGGAGCACCACUGACUUCCAUAGAAGGAUAAAAGUACUAUGGUAGUCCAUGGUGCUUCAAAACUGUUUGGUUUCAAGCAUUGUGCAAAAUAUCUUCCUUUGUGUUCAGCAGAACAAAGACACUCAAGGGGAUCGCACACCGGCCGCGGAGCUCAGCGUCGCGCCGAGUCGCGUCUAGGACAACUCGGAGGUAUUGUAAACCGGAAGUGCACAUUAAAUAGCGCGAGCUUCGUCAGAUAGCGUCUACUUCAAAAUGCAAAAUAUACGUUAGCAGCCAAUGUUAAUCGUUAAUGAUUUUGGACAUAUAUUAUGUUAUUUAAUGUUAAACUAUGUGAGUGGCGCUGUGUGGCGCGACAGGGAUUUGAGCAACUUCCUGAGUCACAGCUGGGUGGCGCCGGUGUGCGUAUACUCAUACAAAACAAUGUGUUUGAUUUUUUUAGAGCGGCGUGGCGCUGCCGUUGUGCGAUCCCCUUCACACAAGUUUAUAACAACAUGAGGGUGACUAAAUGACGACAGAAUUUUCAUUUUAUAUCCCGUUAGGAUAUCCCUCUAGGUUUUUACGGAGUGUCUGUAGGUGAAAAUAUUACAUUUAAAAAAAUUGUUAUAGCAGUUUACAUUUAUUGUAAUAAAUAAAAAUAAUGCAAUAAAGUAUAUAUUUUAUACAUAAAAUUAUAAAAACGAAAAUGAAGAGUUUUGUUGCAAAACUAUAUAACGUUUUUUUUUAAUUGAUCAGAAAUUUCGUUUUUUGGUUGUGCAUUCCAAUUAAUAUCAAUUCAGCUGCAGUUGGUUUGUUUUGAUUUAAACCUUCAUAACUUAAAAAUACAGCUAAGUAGCACCAUAAAACAUUGACAAUAAUAACAUGAAAACAUAAUAAUAAACAUGUUUUUAAAAAAUGGAUUUAUCUCGUUUUGCGAUGAAACUCUUCAAAUGUUUAAUGUCAACAUUCUACAAAAUGUAAGACAUAAGUCUAAAAUAGUUGUAAUCCAAAUUUCAAGUGAAAAUAAAAAAUAGGUUCACACUUUUAGUGGAUUUACCAACAAUGGCCACUAGGUGUCAACAGUUUGCUGCAUACUCUUUUGUCACAAAUUAAUAAAUUACUGUCAUUGCCUUAUUAUUACUGCUAAAAGGUUUUGAAAUAUAAAAACUACUACUAGAGCUUUCCAAUGAUAUAUGGUUUGUCAACAUUUAUGAAGAUUUUUAAUAGGAUAUAGUGUUAUAAAUAUAUAGUACAUGAGUAUGAAUAUGAGUAUGCAGUCCUAUGUCUUAUGUACCUCAUAGAUGUGCUGUUAAAGGGAUCGUUCACAUUUACUCAACCCUCAUGUUGUUUGAAACCCGUAGAAAUAACUGUAUAGACAUUUGUAAUCAAGACGAAAAGCCAUUGUCUUCCAUAGUAGGAUAAAAGUACUAUGGUAGUCAAUCAUGCUCCAAAAUGGGUUUUUUUCAAGCAUUGUGCAAAAUAUCUUCCUUUGUGUUCAGCAGAACAAAGACACUCACACAGGUAUAUAACAACAUGAGGGUGAGUUAAUGAUACAGAAUUUUCAUUUUAUAUCCCGUUAGGUGUCCCUCUAGAUAAAUAUUACAUUUAAAAAAUUGUUAUAGCACUUUACAUUUAUUGUAAUAAAUUAAAAUAAUGCAAUAAAGUAUAUAUUUUAUACAAAAAAAUGUAAAAAAUGAAAAUGUUUCAUGUCAACAUGCUACAAAAUUUCAGACAUAAGUAAUUUAAGACUAGUUGUAAUCCAAAUUUCAAGUUUGGAUCACUUUUUAGUGGAUUUACCAACAAUGGCCACUAGGUGUCAAUGGUUUGCUGCAUACUCUUGUCACAAAUUAAUAAAUUACUGUCAUUACUGGAGCUUUUCAAUGAAAUUUGUUUUGUCAACAUUUAUGAAGAUUUUAAUAGAAUAUAGUGUUAUAAAUAUAUAGCACAUGAGUAUGCAGUCCUUUGGGGGGAUUAUGUAACAAAAAACUGUCAUUACAUUAUUUCUAUAGUGCUUUGUAUAAAAACAAAUUUGGUGCACCUGUGCCCCAGUGACAAUUUAGAAACUGACUCUCACUAUGUCAUAAUUUUCCCAAAAUGGUGAUGAAAUAUGAAAACUACACUCUUAGAGCUUUCAAACGAUGUAUAGUUAGUUUGCCAUUAGAUAAGAAUUUACAUGCAAAACACUGAAGUAAACGUAGAUGUCCCUUUGGCGGGACAGGGACAUUUAGCAGGGUAUAAAUUAGCCAGUUAAGGGGCUAAGUAGCUUUGGAUUGAAUCCCCCUGGUUGAUCACUGAUCAUGACGUGCUGAGAAAAAAUGAAACUUUAUUGCACUUAUUACUGUAGCUGAGAUGAUUCACAGUGAGUUAAAAUAAGUUGCAAUAAAUUACUAAAAGCAUUUGUUGGGUUGGCAAACCAUUAAGACACACUGCGCCUGCAGUGAUUAAACAGACAGUAAAUGAUUGGGAUAACAGAUGUUCACAAUGGCUAAAGUGUAAAAGACAUGCUGUACAUCCCAAUAAAUGCAAAAGCAUCUUAACAGUGACAAUUUUAUAAAAAAAAAUGUUUGUUU